This is a messenger RNA of Botrytis cinerea B05.10, 2303 nucleotides long. RefSeq lists its product as hypothetical. Gene Ontology annotation, molecular function: transmembrane transporter activity. Gene Ontology annotation, biological process: transmembrane transport. Lineage: Eukaryota; Fungi; Ascomycota; Leotiomycetes; Helotiales; Sclerotiniaceae. Bases 269 to 1876 code for a protein of 535 amino acids. The record is from RefSeq and is a predicted model, not a curated record. The transcript has 8 exons. Gene Ontology annotation, cellular component: membrane.
GACCGUAUCUAAAUCUUUACGACUAUAGAAAAGCUUUCGGGAAAACGUUUAGUACUGUACAUGGUAGAAAUGCCGAACAACGUAGGGUCAUGAAUGCUAGGCAAUCGAUGGUGUCAAUGGCAAGGAUCAUAUCGAAAUACUAGCAGCCCGGACUUUCGAGGUUGUAGUUCCGCAUAUCUUGAAGAAGAUGAUUUACAUAUAUUAACAGUACAUCUAUUAUGUAGAACGAAUAUUCAUCGGCAUUCUAUCAAUUCUUUCCACACUGAAGAUGACUUCCGACAAAAAUAGCUUGGUUGUGCAUGGACACGUGAUCGAUAAUUCCAGUUCAGAAGAAGUGUCGAGCUCGAUCAUCAAGGAGGAAACGAAAAAAACGUGGACUAGCUAUAUAUGGGAUACUUUGGAUAAAUCGCCUCAAGAAAGACGGUUUCUGUUCAAGCUUGAUUUGGCAGUGUUGACGUUUGCUUCUCUGGGAUAUUUCAUUAAAAAUUUGGAUCAGCAAAACAUAAAUAAUGCAUUUGUCUCGGGGUUGAAAGAGGAUCUAGGCUUGUAUGGAAACCAACUCAAUUACAUGGUUGCAACAUGGACUGCAGGAUAUGUAAUUGGCGAGAUUCCGAGUAACAUUAUACUCACUCGAGUACGCCCUUCCAUAUGGAUUCCCACCAUUGAAGUAGUCUGGACAGUCUUGACAAUGUGUAUGUCGCGGUGUAACAACGUAUCGCAAAUAUAUGCGUUACGAUUUUUGAUUGGGCUUGCUGAAAGUGGUUUCUAUCCGGGGAUGCAGUACAUCAUCGGAUCGUGGUACAGAAAAGAUGAGUUAGCCAAAAGGUCCUGUAUAUUCCAUGCUACAGGUGCACUUGGGUCGAUGUUUUCUGGAUACUUGAUGGCUUCCGUGUACCAUCUCGGGGGCCGAGGUGGUCUAAAAGGUUGGCAAUGGCUGUUUAUAAUUGAUGGUGUUAUUUCCCUUCCCAUCGCCAUAGCAGGAUAUUUCAUCCUCCCAGAUGUCCCAGAAAUUGCCAAGGCGUGGUAUUUCUCUAAAGAGGAAUUAGACUAUGGUAAGAAACGCAUGGAAUUGGAAGGUAGAGAACAAAGGAAGCCAUAUACCAAAGCAAAGAUAACAAAGAUUUUCUCGUCUUGGCAUAUAUAUGCUCUUACCCUCUUAUAUGUAGCUUUCAACAACGGGGCGGCUGGAGCGGCACCAGUUUUCGCCCAAUUCCUCAAAGACUCAAAGAAUCCCAAGUAUACAGUGGGCCAAAUCAACACAUAUCCGACGGGUACUUCGGCAGUACAAAUUGUGACCACACUUGCGUAUGCUUGGACCUCAGAUACUAUCUUGAACGGAAAACGCUGGCCACCAAUUGUUUUUGGCGGAGCUAUGAAUAUCAUCUGUUAUGUUUCUCUGGCAAUAUGGGACAUACCCGUUGGAUGGAAAUGGGCCUGUUAUUAUCUCAUGGGCUCCGGGUAUGGCCUUUCUGGUCUUUGCAUGGCCUGGGCGCAUGAAAUCUGCAAUAAAGACAAUGAAGAAAGGGCAAUAGUUAUUGCGACCAUGAAUGAGAUGGCUUAUGUUCUUCAGGCUUGGUUGCCGUUGAUUGUUUGGCAACAAGUUGAUGCUCCGCAGUAUCGAAAGGGGUUCAUCACCGUCAGUGUACUUUCGCUCAUUCUUAUCCUGACGACGUUUACGAUCAGAAUAUUGUGGAAACGGGAGAGACUCCGGGAAGCCAGGGAUAAAACGGCUGAGUCAUUGACAAGUAAUGGAAAUAACGAGAGACAAUCCGAAGAUGUUGGAUUGGAUGUGGGUAAAGCUUUGGAUCUGGAUGUUCGAGAAGAUAGCGUCCCUGGCCCACGAUCUAACGAUCACAGUUCAAGGGCCAUUCAAUGAGCAACUCGGUUUUGAUGUUGGUUUUACCGGAGAGAUCGUAGCGCCACCUCACCCAUUAGAAGACCAGGUAUCCCAAUCUGCCAUUAACAGCGGCGCUGCACAGAUAGUCCAAAUGAUGCAGGGUUUAUGACUACCUAGCUUGAUGGGCUGUGUCGUGGACGGUGAGUGAUAUUUAGUCGUAAUGGUAUCACAUACCAGCUGGCCACAGCCCAUCAUUUGGUGUCGUGGGUGUGCAUCGGAACUCACUCGUGUUCAUUGACGAAAUGUGAACUAUCACGUGACCAUCACUCUUCUCUAGAUCGAAGUGGGCCUUCAUGAGUCGCACGUGGUGGGGUGAAGGUCAACCAAUGAGGGCCCGGUAUUGCAAUGAAACGAACAACCCUUCAAAGUUUAAUAACAAAGCCUUCAAUGAUAGAUGAGUAAUGCA